UCAGGACAAGAGAUUUGAGUCGCGAGCUGGUCGAGAGCGGUACGAGUGUGUUGUACGCGUCGGGAGUCGUUACCACAGAGAGCGAGUCGAGCCCAGCAUACCGCAACGUCCAUGGAGACGCCGUGACAUGACGGACGCGGGUCGGUGUCGCCAACCGCAGCGGGCAGGGGGGCCGUAUAGAGGGAGUACUGUGGUGAUGGUUCACCACAAUGUCGUAGAUAAGAUGAUAAAAAAAAUAACUGUGACUAUAAAAAUAAGAGGCAGUUUCUAUGUACAAUAUUUUAUUUUUUUUUUAUCUUACUAGUGCAGCAUCUGUCAACGAAAAAUGAAAAUAAAUGUUUUUAAAGUUGUAUGAAAAGUGAAUUUACUAUACCGUGAAUUAACAACAUCAUAAAAUAUAGGAUCAGGUACUAUAAACUGGUCAGAUGUGGCAUUGAGAACUUUCGCAUUGUUUUUGGAGCGACGAGAAGUUGGUUCCUAAAUAAUUUAACCCACGCAAACCCGAUGGUGGGUCAAGUUUUUGACGUCGGAUUGUCGAGAAUACAACAUUUCAUGACAUCGUUUGGACACGAACAUUGAAUGUAAGGUGGAUCGGAAACAUCAGAAAGAUCCGGAAAAAUAGGAAUAUCAACAGUGAUAAUUCUGAUUUGGAGUUAAAUCAUUAAAAUUAUUCAAAUGAACAAUCCAAUCAGUAGUCGGAGAACGGACGUGGGAAAGAGAAAGUUAUACCCAUGCGAUUUAUGCGACAAAUCCUUCUAUCAAAGAGGUGAUUUGACAAAGCACCAGUGGACGCAUAUAGGCAAGAAACCGUAUCCGUGUGACGUGUGCGACAAAUCAUUCAACGAUAACAGCCAUCUAACAAUACACCGGAGGACGCACACAGGUGAGAAACCGUAUCCAUGUGACGUGUGCGACAAAUCGUUCAGCGAUAACAGCCGUCUAAAAGUACACCGGAGGACGCACACAGGUGAGAAACCGUAUCCAUGUGACGUGUGCGACAAAUCGUUCAGCGAUAACAGCCGUCUAAAAGUACACCGGAGGACGCACACAGGUGAGAAACCGUAUCCAUGUGACGUGUGCGACAAAUCGUUCAGCGAUAACAGCCGUCUAAAAGUACACCAGAGGACGCACACAGGUGAGAAACCGUAUCCGUGUGACGUGUGUGACAAAUCAUUCAUCGAUAACAGCUGUCUAACGGAGCACCGGAGGACGCACACAGGUGAGAAGCCGUACCCCUGUGAUGUGUGCGACAAAUCGUUCAGCGUAAGCAGUAGUUUAACAAAGCAUCAUCGGACGCAUACAGGUGAGAAACCGUAUCCGUGUGACGUGUGCGACAAAUCGUUCAGUGUAAGCAGUAGUUUAACAACGCACUACCGGAAGCACACAGGUGAAAAACCGUACCCUUGUGACGUGUGUGACAAAUCGUUCAGUGAAAGCGGUAGUUUAACAAAGCAUUAUCGGAUGCAUACAGGUGAGAAACCGUACCCCUGUGAUGUGUGUGAUAAAUCGUUCAGUGUAAGCAGUAGUUUAACAAAGCAUCAUCGGACGCAUACAGGUGAAAAACCGUACCCUUGUGACGUGUGUGACAAAUCGUUCAGUGAAAGCAGUAGUUUAACAACGCACUACCGGAAGCACACAGGUGAAAAACCGUACCCAUGUGACGUGUGUGACAAAUCGUUCAGUGAAAGGAAUAGCUUAAUAAAGCAUCAUCGGAUGCAUACAGGUGAGAAACCGUUUCCAUGUGACGUGUGCGACAAAUCAUUCAACAAUAACAGCCAUCUAACAGUACACCGGAGGACGCACACAGGUGAGAAACCGUAUCCAUGUGACGUGUGCGACAAAUCGUUCAGCGAUAACAGCCGUCUAAAAGUACACCGGAGGACGCACACAGGUGAGAAACCGUAUCCGUGUGACGUGUGUGACAAAUCAUUCACCGAUAACAGCCGUCUAACGGAGCACCGGAGGACGCACACAGGUGAGAAGCCGUACCCCUGUGAUGUGUGCGACAAAUCGUUCAGUGUAAGCAGUAGUUUAACAAAGCAUCAUCGGACGCAUACAAGUGAUAAACCGUACCCCUGUGAUGUGUGCGACAAAUCGUUCAGUGUAAGCAGUAGUUUAACGAAGCAUCGUCGGAUACAUACAGGCGAAAAACCGUACACAUGUGAUAUGUGUGACAAGUCAUUCAGUCAAAGUUGUAUUUUAACAAAGCACCAGCGGACGCAUACCGACCAGAUUUUAUAGAUACGUAAUCUAAGGACUGAAUGCGUAGAUGAUGUUGGGUCAUCGUAUUCAGUUAUUGUUUGUUUAUUUUGUAUUAGUAGAUUC
Molecule: messenger RNA, 2325 nt
Organism: Acyrthosiphon pisum (pea aphid)
Lineage: Eukaryota; Metazoa; Arthropoda; Insecta; Hemiptera; Aphididae
Product: zinc finger protein 271-like
Exons: 3
Coding region: 676-2241 (521 amino acids)
Source: RefSeq, a predicted model, not a curated record